AUGAAGACACCAUUUCGACAUGGCCAGACCGAAGCGAAAGAGAACGAUGGCCCACAGCCGGAUGACGGACUUCCUGUGCAAGUCGACAAAACCGUUCUGGUGCUCAUCAUGAUCGCUCUAUGCGCGGCUGUUUUCUGCCAAUCCUUGGACACGACCGUCAUUGCCACUGCCAUUCCAAGAAUCACCGACGAGUUCAAAUCACUUAGAGAUGUCGGCUGGUAUGGCGGCGCAUAUCUCCUCGCCAAUUGUGCCUCUCUGCUCGUCUACGGGAAGCUUUACAACCUCUGGCCCGUCCAGUGGGUAUUCCUGGGAGCUCUUGCUCUCUUUGAGAUUGGUAGUAUCGUAUGCGCUGCGGCGCCAACAUCGAUCGGGCUGAUCAUGGGCCGAGUCAUUGCGGGCAUUGGAUCGGGCGGUAUCCUGUCUGGCUCGGUUCUCAUCAUUGCAAACACUGUUCCGCUGCGCCAAAGACCCAUCUACAAUGGCUUGUUGGGGACAAUGUACGCCAUCUCGAGUGUAGCUGGACCUUUACUAGGGGGCGCCUUCACGCAGUAUGUCACUUGGAGACUCUGCUUUUGGAUCAACCUUCCGCUGGGAGUGUUCUCAGGAGUGGUCAUCAUUUUCUUCCUGCGGAAGCUCAAAGCCCCUCCGCGGGCAAGCCUGACAUUCAAAGAGAAGGUGUUGGAACUCGAUCUACCUGGCAUGGCGCUGUUCCUGCYAUCCAUUGUCUGCCUUCUACUGGCCAUCCAGUGGGGCGGAAUCCAGUACCCAUGGAAUAGCGGACAGGUCAUUGCCCUUCUCGUUCUGUUUGCCGUCCUGGGCGUUGCCUUUAUCGGCGUACAAGCUUGGCAGAAGGAUCGCGCCAUCAUUCCCCUUUCCAUCAUGAAACUGCGAACAGUCUGGUCAUGCACAAUCUUCUACUUCUUCCUCUUUGGCUCGCUCCUUGUAUUCACGUACUACCUGCCGCUGUGGUUCCAGGCUGUCAAAGGUGACUCGGCAUCGCAAAGCGGUAUCUAUACACUGCCGUUGAUGUGCGGAAGCGUGAUCAUGUCGAUUGCGACGAGCAUCAUCGUCACAUGGAUCGGCUACUACACCUGGGCUUGCAUAGCCUCGAGCAUCGUGGCUUCUAUAGGCGCCGGACUCAUGACUUUAUUUGCUCCUGGAAGCUCAGCAGGCUACUGGAUUGGAUUUCAAGCGCUGUAUGGAGCAGGAACGGGCCUCGGAUUGCAGCAACCUUUGAUUGCCGUACAAGCAGUCCUACCAGAGGAGCUCAUCUCCGAAGGCACCGCUUUUAUCAUCUUCGUAUCUACCGUUGGGGGCUCAGUCUUUCUGUCAGUUGCACAGAACUUAUUCAUCGGACACUUCACCUCGGGUCUACGAUCCUCUGGCCUUCCGAUUGACGCAGAUACUCUGAGCAGAGCCGGUGCAACGGAGCUGGAGAAACUGGUCACACCGGAGCUGCUUUCGCAAGUCCGCAGCAUCUACAAUGAUGCUGUCAUUCAGGCCUUCUAUGUCGCGGUAGCCACCGCAGCACUGAGUGUAUWUGGGAGUGCCGUGAUACCCUGGACCAACAUCAAAAAGGUUCAGAGUCAAAAGAAUGCCGCGAGGACGAGUACUGCGCCACAAGGUGAACAUGAGCAGUCCGAUACGACGGAGAAACGGUCGAUCAGUGGCUGA
Molecule: messenger RNA, 1674 nt
Organism: Ramularia collo-cygni
Lineage: Eukaryota; Fungi; Ascomycota; Dothideomycetes; Mycosphaerellales; Mycosphaerellaceae
Product: related to transporter (major facilitator superfamily)
Exons: 7
Coding region: 1-1674 (557 amino acids)
Biological process (GO): transmembrane transport
Molecular function (GO): transmembrane transporter activity
Source: RefSeq, a predicted model, not a curated record